This is a messenger RNA of Paramecium sonneborni, 643 nucleotides long. NCBI's taxonomy places the organism in Eukaryota, Ciliophora, Oligohymenophorea, Peniculida, Parameciidae. The record is from the annotation of a GenBank genome assembly.
AUGGGAAGCUCACAAUGUUGUUCUCUUUAAACAGAUGAUAAAUCAGAAAUUGUACUUAAGAUUGAAGAUACUGAGAAAUCGUCCCUAAAGUCUUCAAAGAAAUCUUCAAAAAAGUAACAAUAGUAAUGUUUGCUCCAAUUUAAGGAUUCCUACUCAAAAGGAUAAACAUUAAGUGCACCAAAUAAAAUGUGAAGGUCCUGGAACUCCUGGCUUUGCUGAUUUACGUUCUUUUGGAAGCAAACGUUCUGAAUAAUCUUAUAAAGACAUAUAACUUGUUGCAGAAAUUGUGAUGAAUCUAGAGGACAUUCCAAAGAGAAUAGAAGAUGUUUAAUAAAGUCCUAUUACAUCUUAACGUUCUUUAAAAAAAAAAAAAAAAAAUGACUCUCCUCUUUGUGAAUUUUAACCUAAAAAUUCCUUGAAAUCUUUCGAUUCAAAGAAAUUAAAUAAAUUAAAAUCACUAUCAGAGCAUAAAGUUAAGUUUGAAGAAAAAAAUGAGAAUGACAGUCAAAGAAGCAAUAGUGUAGAUAACAAAUCUGUCAAAAGCAUAAUGAAAUAAGAAUUAAAAUAUAGUUAAUUUCGAAAAAUGCAAACUUAAGGGGAUGCAGAAUCAAGAAAAUAAGUUCACUUUUAAUUAAAUAAAUGA